AAAAGCAUUUGUUUGCAUACAUUUUGUUGUUAGCACAUUUUCAUUAAAAUUAACUAUAUAUGUAGUUUCAAACAACGAAAGAUGGUUUCCAAUCUUUCAUUGUAUCCUGUUGGAAUUGAGGAGGACAUCAUAGUCCGGAUGACAGAUGUUAAUCCACAUAUCAUCUGCUCCCUGUGUUUUGGGUACUUCAUUGAUGCCACCACAAUUGUAGAAUGCCUUCACACAUUCUGUAAGAAAUGCAUAGUUAAGCACCUCCAAGUCAGCAAGCUAUGCCCAACAUGUAGUAUCAAAGUGCAUGAGACACAACCAUUGCUCAACCUCCGGGCUGACCGAACACUCCAAGACAUUGUCUAUAAACUGGUACCUGGUCUUUUUGAAAAUGAAGAACAGAGACGAGAGGAGUUCUAUCGUUCACGAGGGAUGCUGCUCAAGAAAAAGACACAUGUUGAGGAAAACCUUGGACCCAAACUGACCACAGUGUUGACCAACCCAAAUGCCCACCAGUAUCAGUAUGAUGAGCAGAUAUGCUUAUGCCUUGAGAAAUAUGGUGCUCAGCAAAUUGAACUAGCAGACAUGACAUACAAGUUACGAUCAAUGGAGAAGAAGUUUGUCAGAUGUUCAAUACGAGUUUUGAUAGCUCAUCUUAUCGCCAUUAUCAGACGAAAACUGGAUAUCCCAGACCAGCUCAACUUAAAGAUGUUGGUUGGAAAAGUGGAACUUGACGAUGAUAUGUCCAUGAAACAAGUCUACCUCAUGUACUGGUAUAACAAGCCCAGCCCCAUGGUGCUCUUCUACCGAUUGUCAGUGCCAGGAUGAGGUUUCCAUGGAAACCAAAAUGUGUUGCCAUUGAAACCAGGAUGUGUUGCCAUGGAAACCAGGAUGUGUUGCCAUGGAAACCAGGAUGUGUUGUCAUGGGAACCAAGAUAUGUUGCCAAUGAAACCAGGAUGUUUUCUCAUGGAAACCAAAACUUCGUUUUUGUAAACAAAUCGUCAUGGUUACAGAGAACCGAAAACUGCUCAAAUUUCAUAAUACUGUGUUUCUGCCAUAGUUAUCAGUUUAUACAGGUAGUGUAUCAUUGCAUUAAAACAGUAACCAUUAAAUGGAUCCUUAUAGGGACUUAACAUUCUGAUAAAUUUGAAGUACAUAUGUUACAUUUUCAGGAGUAAAUUUCUGAACACUUGCCAGAAUAAUUUUAUUAUGCCCCCGAAGGUGGGCAUAUUAUUUUUAUUAUUGACUUAGUGGCCUUCUACCAAAUUGUUCAUCCAGGUGCUAUCAUACAUUGUAUGUGUAAUAGGAAGAACAACUUCCCCUCUUUUAAAUUAUUUAGAGAAUUUAAUUCAUUUCAAGCUUUAAGACACUCAACUGACACAUUUAUUUCUCUUUGUGAAGAUGGACCAAUAUGAAAGUGUCUAUGAAGGAGUUUCUUUGGAUACCAAGAAACUUAAUUCAGUUAAAGCUAUCAGUCACUCAAGUGAUGCAUUAAUGUCUCUUUGUAAAGAUGUCAAAGUGUCUAUUAGGGUGAUUCUUUUGGAUUCUAAGAAUUGAACAAUUGGUUUUUAGAAAGAAAAAAAGUAAGGCUCAUUCACAAUAUCUGGAAAAGUGUUGCCACAAUAUAUGUCUGUCAUGAUUAAUUCUCGUCAGAAGAAGUUCAGAAAUGUAUGCAAAGUGUUGUUUGCCAAGAUCAUAAUUAUUGUUAUUGCUGUUGUUUGUUGUUUAUAAAUGUUGAUACUUUAGAAUGUGAGCUAUUGUCUCAGCUCUUCAGUGUUCAAGAUAUUUCUAAAGUAUUGUUUUGAUUUUAAGUCUAUUUAUUUGUUUAUUAAUAAACAACUUUGCAUGUG
Messenger RNA from Mya arenaria, 1839 nucleotides. RefSeq names its product polycomb group RING finger protein 1-like. The record is from RefSeq and is a predicted model, not a curated record. Gene Ontology annotation, cellular component: PRC1 complex. Lineage: Eukaryota; Metazoa; Mollusca; Bivalvia; Myida; Myidae. Gene Ontology annotation, molecular function: promoter-specific chromatin binding. Bases 82 to 816 code for a protein of 244 amino acids. The transcript is spliced from 8 exons. Gene Ontology annotation, biological process: negative regulation of transcription by RNA polymerase II.